Pipistrellus kuhlii (Kuhl's pipistrelle) is the source of this 4979-nucleotide messenger RNA. It is a transcript of the gene KIF21B, whose product is annotated as kinesin family member 21B. Gene Ontology annotation, biological process: mitotic spindle organization; microtubule-based movement. Gene Ontology annotation, molecular function: ATP binding; microtubule motor activity; microtubule binding. The transcript has 34 exons. The annotation marks the transcript as partial. Lineage: Eukaryota; Metazoa; Chordata; Mammalia; Chiroptera; Vespertilionidae. The record is from RefSeq and is a predicted model, not a curated record.
CCGGCUCCCGCUCCCGGCAGGAUCCGGCCGCAGCUGCCCAAGGAGAAGAUCGAGGGCUGCCACGUCUGCACGUCGGUCACGCCGGGCGAGCCGCAGGUGCUGCUGGGCAAGGACAAGGCCUUCACCUACGACUUUGUCUUCGACCUGGACACGUGGCAGGAGCACGUAUAUGCCACCUGCGUGCGUAGGCUCAUCGAGGGCUGCUUCGAGGGCUACAAUGCCACGGUGCUGGCCUACGGGCAGACGGGGGCCGGGAAGACGUACACCAUGGGCACCGGCUUCGACACGGCGGCGGCGGCGGAGGAGCAGGGCAUCGUGCCCCGGGCCAUCGCCCACCUCUUCGGCGGCAUCGCCGAGCGCCAGCGGCGGGCCCGGGAGCAGGGCCUGGCCCGGCCCGAGUUCAAAGUCAGCGCCCAGUUCCUGGAGCUCUACAACGAGGAGAUCCUCGACCUCUUCGACGCCGCCCGCGACCCCGAGGCCCGGCACCGCCGCUCCAACAUCAAGAUCCACGAGGACGCGCAGGGCGGCAUCUACACGGCCGGCGUCACCUCCCGCCUCAUCAGCUCCCAGGAGGAGCUGAUCCAGUGCCUGCGGCAGGGCGCCCUGUCCCGCACCACGGCCAGCACCCAGAUGAACGUGCAGAGCUCCCGCUCCCACGCCAUCUUCACCAUCCACCUGUGCCAGACGCGCGUGUGCGCCCGGCGGGAGCCGGUGCACCAGGCGGUGACGGGGCUGCCGGAGGGCGCCGCGCCCGCCCCGGAGUACGAGACCCUCACGGCCAAGUUCCACUUCGUGGACCUGGCGGGCUCCGAGCGGCUGAAGCGGACGGGGGCCACGGGCGAGCGGGCGAAGGAGGGCAUCUCCAUCAACUGCGGCCUGUUGGCCCUGGGCAACGUGAUCAGCGCGCUGGGCGACCAGAGCAAGAAGGCGGGGCACGUGCCCUACCGGGACUCCAAGCUCACGCGGCUGCUCCAGGACUCGCUGGGCGGCAACAGCCAGACCAUCAUGAUCGCCUGCGUGAGCCCCUCGGACCGGGACUUCAUGGAGACACUCAACACCCUCAAGUACGCCAACCGGGCGCGCAACAUCAAGAACAAGGUGGUGGUGAACCAGGACAAGACCAGCCAGCAGAUCAGCGCGCUGCGGGCCGAGAUCGCCCGCCUGCAGAUGGAGCUGCUGGAGUACAAGGCGGGCAAGAGGGUGGCCGGGGAGGACGGCAGCGAGGGCUACAGCGACCUGUUCCGGGAGAACGCCAUGCUGCAGAAGGAGAACGGGGCGCUGCGCCUGCGGGUCAAGGCCAUGCAGGAGGCCAUCGACGCCAUCAACAGCCGCGUCACCCAGCUCAUGAGCCAGGAGGCCAGCCUGCUGCUGGCCAAGGCCGGUGACGGCAACGAGGCCAUCGGCGCCCUGAUCCAGACCUACAUCCGGGAGAUCGAGGAGCUGCGGACCAAGCUGCUGGAGAGCGAGGCCAUGAACGAGUCGCUGCGGCGCAGCCUGUCCCGGGCCGCCGCGCGGGGCCCCUUCCCCCCGGGCUCGUCCCCGGGGCCGGGGCUGGGGGGCCCGGCCGGGCCCAUGGAGGACGCCGCGGACGUGAUCCGCCGGGCCAAGCAGGACCUGGAGCGGCUCAAGAAGAGGGAGGUCCGGCAGCGGAGGAAGAGCCCGGAGAAGGAGGCCUUCAAAAAGAGGGCGAAGCUCCAGCCGGACCCCGGCGAGGAGACGGACGAGAACGAGGACAAUGAGGUGGAGGAGGAGGAGGAGGACCUGGACGAGGAGGAGGAGGGCCGUGAGGACGAGGACGAGGACUCGGGCAGCGAGGAGAGCCUGGUGGACUCGGACUCGGACCCCGAGGCGAAGGAGGUGAACUUCCAGGCCGACCUGGCCGACCUGACGUGCGAGAUCGAGAUCAAGCAGAAGCUGAUCGACGAGCUGGAGAACAGCCAGCGGCGGCUGCAGACGCUCAAGCACCAGUACGAGGAGAAGCUGAUCCUGCUGCAGAACAAGAUCCGGGACACCCAGCUGGAGAGGGACCGCGUGCUGCAGAACCUCAGCACCAUGGAGUGCUACACGGAGGAGAAGGCCAACAAGAUCCGGGCGGACUACGAGCGGCGGCUGCGGGAGAUGCACCGGGACCUGCAGAAGCUGCAGGCGGCGCAGAAGGAGCACGCGCGGCUGCUCAAGAACCAGACCCGCUACGAGCGCGAGCUGCGGCGGCUGCAGGCCGAGGUGGCCGAGAUGAAGAAGGCCAAGGUGGCCCUGAUGAAGCAGAUGCGGGAGGAGCAGCAGCGGCGGCGGCUGGUGGAGACCAAGAGGAACCGGGAGAUCGCGCAGCUCAAGAAGGAGCAGCGGCGACAGGAGUUUCAGAUCCGCGCUCUGGAGUCCCAGAAGCGGCAGCAGGAGCUGGUGCUGAGGAGGAAGACGCAGGAGGUCUCUGCGCUGAGGCGCCUGGCCAAGCCCAUGUCCGAGCGGGCGGCGGGGCGCGUGGGCCCCAAGCCCUCCAUGCUGGACUCGGGGGCCGAGGUGUCCGCCAGCACCACCUCGUCCGAGGCCGAGUCCGGCGCCCGCUCCGUGUCCACCAUCGUGCGCCAGUGGAACCGGAAAACCAACCACUUCCUGGGCGACCACACCGCAGCCACGGCCCACGGCGCCCGGCCCGCCAGGAAGAAGCUCCAGAAGAGGGGCCAGGCCUCCAGCCAGGCGGCGCGGCUCAAGUGGCAGUCGCUGGAGCGCAGGGUCAUCGACAUCGUGAUGCAGAGGAUGACGCUGGCCAACCUGGAGGCCGACAUGGAGAGGCUCAUCAAGAAAAGGGAGGAGCUGUUCCUCCUGCAGGAGGCACUGCGGUGCAGGCGGGAGCGGCUGCAGGCGGAGAGCCCGGGGGACGGGGGGCUGCAGGAGCUGGCGGAGGAGCUGGAGGCGCUGGCGGCCAACAUCGACUACAUCAACGACAGCAUCUCCGACUGCCAGGCCACCAUCGUGCAGCUGGAGGAGACCAAGGAGGAGCUGGACUCGACGGACACGUCCGUGGUCAUCAGCUCCUGCUCGCUGGCCGAGGCCCGCCUCCUGCUGGACAACUUCCUCAAGGCGUCCAUCGACAAGGGGCUGCAGGUGGCCCAGAAGGAGGCGCAGAUCCGGCUGCUGGAGGGACGGCUGCGGCAGACGGACCUGGCCGGCCCCGCCCAGAACCACCUGCUGCUGGACGCCCUGCGGGAGAAGGCGGAGGCGCACCCCGAGCUGCAGGCCCUCAUCCACAACGUGCAGCAGGAGAACGGCUACACCAGCACCGACGAGGAGGUUUCCGAGUUCUCCGAGGGCAGCUUCUCCCAGUCCUUCACCAUGAAAGGCUCCAGCAGCCACGACGACUUCAAGUUCAAGGGCGAGCCCAAGCUGUCGGCGCAGAUCAAGGCGGCGUCGGCCGAGUGCCUGGGGCCCCCGCUGGACAGCGCCACCAAGAGCAUCACCAAGUCCCUGGCCUCGCUGGCGGAGAUCACCGAGGGCGGAGCCGGCCUGUCCCUGCGAGGCCUGUUCCCCCGGGACAGGGUGUCCCGCACCGUCAGCCUGCCCACCCGCGGCAGCACCUUCCCCCGGCAGUCCCGAGCCGCGGACACGUCCCCGCUGAGCCGCAGGAAGUCCUACGACCGCGGGCAGCCGGUCAGGUCCACAGACGUGGGGUUCACGCCCCCCUCGUCCCCUCCCACCCGGCCACGCAACGAUCGCAACGUCUUCUCGCGUCUGACCAGCACCCAGAGCCAGGGCUCCGCGCUGGACAAGUCCGAUGACAGUGACUCCUCUAUGUCCGAGGCCCUGAGGGGCGCCAUCACGCCGGUGGGCGGAGCCAAGGGCGGGCGGACCGCCCCGCUGCAGUGCGUCUCCGUGGCCGAGGGCCACACCAAGCCCGUGCUCUGCCUGGACGCCACGGACGAGCUGCUCUUCACCGGCUCCAAAGACCGCAGCUGCAAGAUGUGGAACCUGGUCACCGGGCAGGAGAUCGCCGCCCUCAAGGGCCACCCCAACAACGUGGUCUCCGUCAAGCACUGCGGCCACUCGGGGCUGGUCUUCUCCGCGUCCGCCGCCUUCGUGCGCGUCUGGGACAUCCGGGACUCGGCCCGGUGCAUCCGCACCCUCACGUCCUCGGGUCAGGUGAUCGCGGGGGACGCCUGCGCGGCCACCUCCACGCGCGCCCUCACCAGCGCGCAGGGCGAGCACCAGAUCAACCAGAUCGCCCUCAGCCCCUCGGGCGGCCUGCUGUACGCCGCCUCGGGCAACGCCGUGCGCGUCUGGGAGCUCAGCAGGUUCCAGCCCGUCGGCAAGCUGACCGGCCACAUCGGGCCCGUGAUGUGCCUCACGGUCGCCCAGACGGCCAGCCAGCACGACCUGGUGGUCACCGGCUCCAAGGACCACUACGUGAAGAUGUUCGAGCUGGGGGACAGCCCGGCGGGCACCGUGGGGCCCACCCACAACUUCGAGCCCCCGCACUACGACGGCAUCGAGAGCCUGGCCAUCCUGGGCGGCGUGCUCUUCAGCGGCUCCCGCGACACCGGCGUCAAGAAGUGGGACCUGGAGCAGCAGGAGCUCAUCCAGCAAAUCCCCAACGCGCACAAGGACUGGGUGAGCGCGCUGGCCUUCGUGCCCGGCCGGCCCAUGCUGCUGAGCGCCUGCCGCGCCGGCCUCCUCAAGGUCUGGAACGUGGACAGCUUCACGCCCGUGGGCGAGAUCAAGGGCCACGACAGCCCCGUCAACGCCGUGUGCACCAACAGCAAGCACGUGUUCACCGCCUCCAGUGACCGGACGGUGAAGUUCUGGAGCGUCCGGCGGCUCCCCCGGGGCCCACCCUAGGCCGGGCCGGAGGACACCCAAGCCUCGCCCCGCCCCCACAGCCCGGAGGCGUGGAGGGGACACGUGGCCGUGGGGCGGGCGGCUGGGCGUGGACCGUGGCGGUGGCUCCUCCUGCUCUCCUCCCCUCGGCCUCCAGUGAUGGAUGGACA